AUGGACAAUGAGGAACAAGUGCCGUCACAGACCGCUCAGGCAUUGACCAUUGAGUCCUCUGAGGCGCAGGAAGCACGAGACGAGGACGAGUAUGAAGCUGCCACAAGCAAGCGCACAGAGACCAUGAUCAAGCACUUGCAGGCGAACUUCAAGGUUAAGGAG
Messenger RNA from Sphaeroforma arctica JP610, 162 nucleotides. RefSeq lists its product as hypothetical. The annotation marks the transcript as partial. NCBI's taxonomy places the organism in Eukaryota, Ichthyosporea, Ichthyophonida. The record is from RefSeq and is a predicted model, not a curated record. The transcript has a single exon.